AGAGGGAGGGAUAUAACGUCUUGAGUUUUCUAUACAGGCACUCUCGUGGGCAGCUCACACGCUCCAAAAAGGGGUCCUUCAGCUGUGGCGCAUGUUUUGUAUUUCCUCCUCGCAAAGCUGGCUGACAACUUUCAGAACACCGGUGUGUCACUGAGAUGUGGGAUUCCUGACACAUGUUUGCAGCCUCCUCGCAGCCACACAUUGAUUGCAUGACCCAGGGAUGUCUCGUCCCGCUCCGUCCCCCAUCUUCACCCUGAGGGGGGCCGGCGCGCCCCUCAACACCCUCCACUUUAGCUGCCAUGGAGGGGACACUCCCCUCUUAUUUUCGGGGUCAGGUAAGGGUGCCAUCCACAUGUGGAACCUGAACACCAGGAGGGCCGAGACGGUUGUAGAAGGGCAUUCUGGGAACUCAGUCGUGUGGGUCAACACACUGCGGGGGACAGACACUCUCAUCAGUCAGGGACGGGACAUGCGAGUGUGUCUGUGGGAUCUGAGUGAGGGUCGCAGGGCGGUGCUGGACUCGCUGUGGACCGGCAGCGUUGGGUUCUGUCAGUGCUCGCUGCUGGAGAUGAGUACCGGGACACAUCUGCUGGCCUUCGCUGGACAACAGACCGAAGAGAUCAAGAUUGUCGAGCUGCCCAGUAAGACCCCGGUCUGCACCCUGGUGCCGGACGCUAAGUUGGGGAUGGUCAUGUGUAUCAAACUGUGGCAGCCAGACUCGGGCCCCGGACCUCUCCUGUUGGCCGGAUACGAGGACGGUUCCCUGUUGCUGUGGGACGUUACCCAGAGGGCCCAGCUGAACCAGACUAAAGCCCACCCUGAGCCCGUCAUGUGCCUGACCUUUGACCCCCAGUGUCUGAGAGGCGUCUCUGGCUCCUCUGAGAAGGACCUCUGCUCCUGGAGGCUGGACGGACAGAACAACCUGCAGCUCCAGGACUCUGUGACGCUGGUCAACCCUGGGGUUUCCCAGCUGUGUGUCAGGGGUGACGGUAAACUCCUGGCCUCAGCGGGCUGGGACCAUCGGGUGCGGAUAUUCGGGUGGAAGAAGCUGCGACCGCUGGCCGUGCUUCAGUACCACACCGACCUGGUGCUAAGCGUGGCCUUCUCUGACCACCAGGACCCCCGACAGAGACUGCUGGCUGCUGGAUCCAAAGACCAGCGCAUCAGCCUGUGGUCUUUAUUCAACGAGGGGGCGGACACUGGCUGAACCUCGAAGCUCUGGGAGGAUUUAUGGACUUUUAAUCAGUUCUUUCUACUGAUUUCAAUGUGACCCCGAAUGGUGUCAGUGGCCAAAAUGGCAGCUUUUCAGGGCAAUGAAGCAAUGCCCUUAUAUAACAAUGUUUUACUCAUUGUUUGUCAUAAAACCACCACCUUCUUCAACUUUCUCAACUGAGAGAGUUACAGAUGCAUAUGGACUAUAAUGGGAAAGAUAAUACUGUAUGUGACUAUUACACAUAACAAUUGUAGCCUCUGCUUGGACCCAACAACUGACUUUAGUGACUUGGUGAUUACUGUAAGUCAAUGAGGAGGUAAUAAAAAAAGAAAAACUGAUAAAUAUAGUGGUGGGCUGCUAAUAUGUUCUCAAUUUGUCCUUAAAUGAUUUCAAGAUAAUACUACACAACCAUCCCUGAUUUUGUUAUAUUAUGUAUUGUUUUUUUGUUAUUACUAUUCUUUCAUCAACAAAUCUAAAUGCCAUUUCCCAAACAAUGUGUACAGUUAACAUCAGAAAUAUGAAGGUCAACAUGUGUGAUAUUAGAAUAGAAAAACCUUGUUAACUCUGGUAGGUUGUUGUUAACACAGCGUACGUCGGGCAUAUUGUUGUCUUUUUUAAAUACGAUUUUCUCAAGCAUGUGUUACACAAUAUUCUCAUUGAUACAUAAUACAGUAUUUUCAUUGUGUAAACAUAUAUAUAUACACCUGUUUAUAUCUAUGGCAGCUGGAUAUAACCACAGAAAAAGCAGAAAUAUCUGAUCUAUUCCAAAUAGUUCACGAGGCUCUUGUUGACCACUAUUGCCAGCCCCUGUUUACUGAAGCCUUUGUGAUGCUGUGUGCAACUAUGUGAUUGUGUUGACUUAUCUGAUGGAGAUUUGCUCCAGUGGACCUGAAUUUGAGGUAUAGAGCGCACCUGAGCAGCUCUGUAAUCGUGUGUUGUUAUUCUAGCAGCUCUUAGCUUAACACACAGCCUGACCUGGGCUGUAUUUGUCAAACAAGGUUAAUCACAGCAGGGACAUAAGGAACAGAGGGCUGUUGGUUUAGUGGUUUCUGGUGAUCUGCAGAGGCUCUCUGUGGUCAGUGUUACCUGUGUAUGAGCUGGUUUUAUUUUCUUAACAAGUACUACUUCUUUGUUAAUGAAAAAUGUCAGAAAACUGAAGAAAUCUACACAUCAAGUUAAAGAAUUAAGUAAGGGGGUAAAGUAAGAGAUAUGUUUUGGUAUCAUCUGUAAGGGUGAUCAAAAGCAUUUGGAAUGAAACGAUUGUUAACUCUACUUCACAUUCAAUGCCAUAUAGAGUGGUGCAGGAAUGAGUCUUACAAACUGAAAAAGAGUGCAUUUCCCCACUUCUGGUUCCCUCGUCUUAAAGUCAAUGGUUUUUGAAUUCGUUUUUUUGUUUAAAUGCCUGAAAUAAGCUCUGUGGUGUACACACUCGUAAUAUAUUGAAGCUUAUUUUGUUCUACGACAUAACAAAACGACAGUUGGUAAAAGAUUACCAAACGACACUAACAAACACCAGCACUCUGAAUAUUAGCCACCUUUAGCUUAGCGGUUGUGAUAUAAAGUCAUGUGACCGUGAUAUAAUAAAUUAGUUUGUAACAUAAUGUUAGCUUUUUAAUUCUGGCAACUGCAUUUCCCCUUUAAAAAUCAUACAAGUGGUGUUAGUAUGUGGAGAUUAUCCUGCUGAAUGAAAUGUGUUAAGUAUCAUAAACGUGUGUUGGCCACUGAGCUUUUAUCCUGCAAUAUACCGAAAUCCAAUUGAUAAAAUGUUGUCGAA
Molecule: messenger RNA, 2987 nt
Organism: Trematomus bernacchii (emerald rockcod)
Lineage: Eukaryota; Metazoa; Chordata; Actinopteri; Perciformes; Nototheniidae
Gene: gnb1l
Product: guanine nucleotide binding protein (G protein), beta polypeptide 1-like
Exons: 7
Coding region: 221-1207 (328 amino acids)
Molecular function (GO): protein binding
Source: RefSeq, a predicted model, not a curated record